Prorocentrum cordatum is the source of this 1272-nucleotide messenger RNA. NCBI's taxonomy places the organism in Eukaryota, Dinophyceae, Prorocentrales, Prorocentraceae. The record is from the annotation of a GenBank genome assembly.
AUGGCCGCGGCCGGCGCGGCGCCUGGGCGCCGCGCCGCGGCGGCCGCCGCUGAGCCCGCCGCCGCGUCGGGGAGGCGUGGGCCAUGCGGCCAGCCGCUCAGGGGCCCGGAGCAGCACGCGGCGCCCCUGGAGGCGCCGCCGGUGGAGUGCUCCAACCCGCUGGUCACGCCCUCCAUCCGGAGCCGGCAACGUGCACGCGGUGUACGACGCCAUCGCGGAGCACUGGGACCACACGCGGUACAAGGCCUGGCCGCGCGUGGAGGCCUUCGUCCGCGGGCGCGCGCCCGGGUCGCUCGUGGCGGACCUGGGGUGCGGCAACGGCAAGAACGUGCCGGCGGCCAGGGAGGCCGGAGGGUUCGCCGUCGCGUGCACAUCAGCGCUCCGCUCGUGAGGAUCGCUCGGGACUCCACCGGCGCCGCGUCCUUAGUGGCGGACUGCUUGUGCACGCCAUUCCGGAGCGGGUCCUUCGACGUGGUCCUUUCCAUCGCCGUGCUGCACCACCUCUCGACGGAGCCCCGCCGCGUGCAGGCGCUUCGCGAGGCCGCGAGGCUACUGAGGCCGGGGGGCGAGCUGCUGGUGUAUUGUUGGAGCUACGAGCAGGACAGCGAGAGGUCGCGCUCGCGGCACCGCUUCCCCACCCAGGACGUGCUCGUGCCGUGGAACCGCCGCGCGCCGGGCGCGCGCAAGCCGAAGCCCGCCCGCGGGGCGGGGGCCGAGGCCCCGGAGGCCGCCGCGCCCGCGGCGGCGUGGGAGGCCGCCGCCGAGGUGCACCAGCGGUACUGCCAUGGGGAGGGCGAGCUGCCCGACCUGCUGGCCCAUGUCCCCGAGCUCGAGCUGGUCGAGAGCUACUUCUCGGCGCGACGCCCCCUCGUGGACGCCCCCGACGCCGCGGGCGCGCCGAGCCCUGCCAGGGCCGCGGGCUGCCCUGCGGCGCUGUCGGCCAGGUUCUACGCCGCUCUAUGCGCGGCGCGCCUGGCGAAGCCUGGCGCGCCGCGCGCCCAGGCCCCGCGCCAGGCGCGCCCGUGCCGGCGGGGCCUGGCGCGCCCGCCCUGGCGGUACUCGCAGCGCCAUUCUCAACGAGACAAGCGCGUCUUCGAGAGGGACGACGAGAUCGAGGGCCGGGGAGGUCUCCGCGGUGCUCCGGCCUAUGUCGCGCCCGACCCGUCCCUCUCUCUAUCAGGAUUCUCAGAGGAGAGCGAGUUUCGCCGGGUACUCCGCGGUGCUCCGGCCCAUGUCGCGCCCGACCCGCCCCUCUCUCUAUCAGGAUUCUCA